AACAAAUCACUGCCAAUACUUCUGUUCGGCACUGUAUGUACAAAGGCGGUCGUCGCACAGUGGAACUUGGAUAGGUUACACCUCGAAACCCAGUAAACUUAUAUAAGAACAUAUAAUUCGGUUCCUAAUUUUGGCAUAAAAAAUAGACUGAAUCAGCCGAUAAUUCGAGAUUACUUCUCUCCGUUUCUCGUAAUUAAGAGACAGAAAGUGUAUUAUAAGAGAUUAUAGCAGCGAAGCGAUUUUUUGCGAAAAAAAACUUGAUAUUACAAAAUAGUUGGCUCUUAAUUUUUCGAGCUAUGCACGUUUUACUGUAUAAAAAGCUAUACAAAUGGUUGUCCUGACAACACCUUGCAAAAAAGCCUAGGACACAACAAAUGUAAUUUCCGUCGCAAUGGUGCUUUAGUGAAAAAUCAGUCAUUCGAUUUGAGUUGCAGCUCAAAUUAGUUGACCUAAGGACGUUACGCAAAAAAAAUUAAAAAUUUUUUGCAAAAAUUCCAACAUGACUGAAGACUCGUGGGUGUUAGAUUCGCUGGUGUGCUUUCUACAUGGACCUGUUUGGAAUGCGCCACUUCAGACGUUCAUCGAGGAGAAAUCAUUAGUUUUCGAUCCCAAUAUGCAAAUUGAUGAGAAUAAUUCCGACAUUGUGGCCAUACAUAAUGAGUACAAGAAUCUAGUAGACUACAUGCUGGGCAGCUUUAUGGAAGAAAUGCAAAUUACUCCGGAACAAUUUGAGACGGCUUGCAUGGAAGGCCGAAACCCGGACAAUCAUUUGCACUUUCACCAGGGUCUUUUUCAGCAGAUUUGGGCAGCCAAUGAUAUAAAAAUGUUUAUACGCAUGAUGACCCAACGGAAUGUGGAGUUACAACUACAGGCAUUGGAUUUGAUUGAGAAAAAUCAAUUAGCUCUGCUGCAGGAGAGCGAACCCGCUGACAAUGCCAGCUCCACGGAAACCGGUAGUUCUCAUUGUGAAAAAUAUGAUGAGGUCGAGGAUUUUAUAGCGAAGUCCUUGGAGAAGGAACUAGAAAGCCCAGAAGCGGCAGUAACCCCUGAACCGGAGAGUGUAGACUCAAGCGUGAACGAAAAAUUUGCGCGUUUGAAUUUAUUCUUCGACAACCAAAGGAUUGAUCCCGAUGAUGUUGUGUCGCGUCAGGAAUACCUUCGCCAGCAACGUGAUAAAAUUGUUGAAAUUAAGAAAAAGACACGCGCCAAGCAGCUGCUCGAAACGGUGGCGCGCAAAAGUGCUACCAGUCAGGCGUCGUCUACUGGACGUCCGUCCUCAGCACAAGUGGCGCAGAAAUUGCUGGAAAACGGCGGUAAAGCCACCGAGCUGCUAGAAAAGGAAAACGUUGGUGAAGGCGCAGGUGAAGGUGAGCCGCAGAGUUCGGCGUUGCAAUUGCGUAAGACCUUGGCUAAACGUUUGCGGGCCGAGGUGGUGGAACAUGAGUAGAAAAAGCUAUUAAGUAAGGUUGUAAUUAGCUAAAAAUUGUACUUUUUCACUUUUUAGUGCAAUAAAUGAGUAAUACCCGUAUUCAGAAUUCUUCCGAAGUAAAGUAUUUACAUAUGCAGGUGAAAUCCUAGAUAUAGUAAACUUUCAUCGAAGUCUCACGUUGAGAAGAAGAUUUCCGAAUUCUUAAUAUCAUUCUGGCAAUGUAAACGGGUCUUUGGUAAAACGAGGGCUGUUCGCAGCUAGAGGAAUCCUGUGGAUUUACACCUCUAUGAAAAGACCCAUAAUCAGCUACGUAUCUAAAUCAAUAGCUUGGCAAAUUCACUUGCCAAAUUUCAAAAAACGAUACCACACCUUAAGUGAAAAAAAUU
Molecule: messenger RNA, 1815 nt
Organism: Rhagoletis pomonella (apple maggot)
Lineage: Eukaryota; Metazoa; Arthropoda; Insecta; Diptera; Tephritidae
Product: cilia- and flagella-associated protein 36-like
Exons: 5
Coding region: 500-1447 (315 amino acids)
Cellular component (GO): ciliary base; axoneme
Source: RefSeq, a predicted model, not a curated record